Molecule: messenger RNA, 1984 nt
Organism: Phodopus roborovskii (desert hamster)
Lineage: Eukaryota; Metazoa; Chordata; Mammalia; Rodentia; Cricetidae
Gene: Asb3
Product: ankyrin repeat and SOCS box containing 3
Exons: 10
Coding region: 132-1709 (525 amino acids)
Biological process (GO): intracellular signal transduction
Cellular component (GO): cytoplasm
Molecular function (GO): protein binding
Source: RefSeq, a predicted model, not a curated record
UGGGUGGUGGUGCAAUGAAUUGGGUAUCCUUGCGGUCGGACUCAAAUGUGGAGUUCUGAGAUCUGACGCUGGUGGAGCGGGUCUGGGAGACGGCCCUUGGGCGAAGCGGCCCCGCGAGACUAACCGGAAGGAUGGAUUUUACAGAGGCUUUCUCAAACACAUGCUCUGCAGUUGGAAUUGCUGCCAGAGAAGGCAAUGUUAAAAUUUUAAGGAAACUACUAAAAAAAGGUCGAAGUGUGGAUGUUGCUGACAACAGGGGAUGGAUGCCAAUUCAUGAAGCAGCUUUUCACAACUCUGUAGAAUGUUUGCAGAUGCUAAUUCAUACAGAUUCAUCUGAAAACUACAUUAAGACAAAGACUUUUGAGGGCUUCUGUGCAUUACAUCUUGCUGUGAGUCAAGGACAUUUGAAAAUCACACGGAUUCUUUUGGAAGCUGGAGCAGAUCCUAAUGCAACUACUUUAGAAGAAACCACACCAUUGUUUUUAGCUGUUGAAAGUGGACAGAUAGAUGUUCUGAAGCUGUUGCUUCAACAUGGAGCAAAUGUCAGUGGAUUCCAUUCUAUGUGUGGAUGGAAUUCCUUGCAUCAGGCUUCUUUCCAGGGAAAUGCUGAUGUUAUAGAACUGCUUCUUAAGCAUGGAGCAGACCGUGAAUGCCAGGAUGACUUCGGAAUCACACCCUUGUUUGUAGCUGCUCAGUAUGGGAAGCUCAAGAGCUUGGACAUUCUUAUUUCAUCUGGUGCAAAUAUCAAUUGUCAAGCCUUGGACAAAGCUACUCCCUUAUUUAUUGCUGCACAAGAAGGUCAUAUAAAGUGUGUGGAACUUUUGCUGUCCAGUGGGGCAGAUCCUGAUCUUUACUGUAAUGAAGACAAUUGGCAAUUGCCUAUUCAUGCUGCUGCACAAAUGGGUCAUACAAAGAUCUUGGACUUGUUAAUACCACUUACUAACCGGAUUUGUGACACUGGAGCAGACAAAGUGAGCCCUGUUUACUCAGCAGUGUUUGGAGGACGAGAAGAAUGCCUGGAAAUAUUACUACAGAAUGGCUAUAGCCCAGAUGCACAGAUGUGCUUGGUAUUUGGGUUCAGUUCCCCUAUGUGCAUGGCUUUCCAAAAGGACCGUGACUGCUUUGGAACUGUGAAUAUUCUUUUGAAGUAUGGAGCCCAGUUAAAUGACCUUCACUUGGCAUACUGCCUGAAGUAUGAGAAGUUUUCGAUGUUUUGCUGCUUUUUGAAGAAAGUUUGCCUGUUGGUUCCUUGGAAUCAUAUAUCUGAAUUUAUAACUUAUGCAGUUAAAGCACAAAAAAAAUAUAAAGAGUGGUUGCCACAUCUCCUGCUUGCUGGAUUUGACCCAUUGACUCUGCUGUGCAGCAGCUCUUGGGUUGACUCAGUCAGUGAUGACAUCCUUAUUUUUACUUUGGAAUUUUCUAAUUGGAAGAGACUUCCACCAGCUGUUGAAAAGAUUAUCUCUGCUCGUGCAAACUCUUCUUGGGCUCUUCAGCAACAUAUGGCCUGUGUUCCAAGCCUGGCCCAUCUCUGUCGUUUGGAAAUUUGGGCUAUGCUAAAAGCAGAACACCAUUGUUCUGACAGUUUCAUCCAUCAGUUGCCACUACCAAGAAGUCUGCAGAACUAUUUGCUCUAUGAAGAGGUUUUGAAGAUGAAUGAAAUUCCAGAACCAGCAGCUAUUCGUGAUGGAGAAAUUAAUGAGGCCACCUGACAGCUAAAUUUUCAAUUCUGUUUAGUCACAAAAGAUGGGAAUGUUUAAAACUGGGCCUCCAACUUCCCUUCCUCCCCAGUAUUGUGAACUUUACUCAGCUUGCCUCACUCAGUUUUUUCUCCAGUGUACUUUGUUGUGUAGUAUUUGCUUAACUGACCAUUUUCUCCUUUAUGCUGCCAUGGUACUGGUUGUGACAUCUUUCCCUUUAACAUUUUUGUUCAUCUGUAUUUGAAGCUAAGGAUGGAAGCCAUAAACUUUCUAGGAAGAAUAUGUAA